Molecule: messenger RNA, 3887 nt
Organism: Leptinotarsa decemlineata (Colorado potato beetle)
Lineage: Eukaryota; Metazoa; Arthropoda; Insecta; Coleoptera; Chrysomelidae
Product: ATP-citrate synthase-like
Biological process (GO): fatty acid biosynthetic process; acetyl-CoA biosynthetic process; citrate metabolic process
Cellular component (GO): cytosol
Molecular function (GO): ATP citrate synthase activity
Source: RefSeq, a predicted model, not a curated record
GAAGAUCAAUCGAGAUUUUUCGAGCUUGUCUUCCGAAAAUAAUUUCAACCCACCCCACCCACAAACCAAUUGUGAUCUGAAGUGUACAAAUAACGAAGUGAUAAAUCGAGGCAACAGCGGAGAUGGUGAUUCAUUUCGAUUAUUCUUUUUUACAUGUACCGAUAGGUGUGGAUUAACGACUACUACUGGGUGUGUAAUUAUUUUCGGAAGACAAGCUCGAAAAAUCUCGAUUGAUCUUCCUUACCAGUUUUUGAAAGAUGUCGGCCAAAGCUAUAAGGGAAGCGACCGGAAAAAAUCUGAUAAAUAAUCAUCUUGGAGGCGGUACAGCUGCAGUUCAGUGCAGAUUUGCUUCCGUAAAUCAAGAUACCAAGUUUGCUGAAUUGGUGGCCAACAAUCCUUGGUUGAAAACAGAGAAACUCGUCGUCAAGCCAGACCAGCUCAUUAAAAGGAGAGGGAAAUUGGGAUUGAUUGCUGUCAAUAAAGAUCUAGAUGACGUUCAAAAAUGGAUAGCAGAAAGAAUGAACAAAGAUCAGAAAGUGGGUGCUGCUACCGGCAAACUUAGAAAUUUUAUAAUCGAACCGUUCAUACCUCACAAUGACACCGAAGAAACAUACGUUUGUAUAUACUCUCAUCGUCAUGCAGAUACGAUACUGUUUUAUCACCAGGGAGGGGUGGAUAUUGGAGACGUAGACAGCAAAGCUCUAAAAUUGGACGUGCCCGUAGGAGAAACUGUCGAUGAAGCCACCAUAACAAAGGUGUUAUUAGGAGGGGUGGUGUCCGCCAAGAAAGAAAUGAUCUCCACAUUUAUCUUCAAUCUCUAUAAACUAUACACUGAGCUUUAUUUCACAUACUUGGAAAUUAACCCGCUAGUUGUUACGGAUAAAGAAAUAUUUAUUUUGGAUUUGGCUGCUAAAUUAGAUGCCACUGCUGAUUUCAUUUGCAGACCUAUGUGGGGAGAAAUUGAUUAUCCACCACCUUUUGGAAGAGACGCUUUACCAGGUGAGUUUAUAGACUUGGAUUCCAAAUCAGGUGCUAGCUUAAAAUUAACGAUUUUGAAUAAAUCUGGUAGAAUUUGGACCAUGGUUGCUGGCGGUGGAGCGUCUGUAAUUUAUAGUGACACAAUAUGUGAUUUGGGAGGAGCAAAGGAAUUAGCCAAUUAUGGAGAAUAUUCAGGUGCACCAAGUGAACAACAAACUUAUGAAUACGCAAAAACGAUACUAUCUCUGAUGACCCAAGAGAAGCACCCACAAGGAAAAGUGUUGAUCAUUGGUGGGGGAAUCGCUAAUUUUACCAACGUAUCGGCUACUUUCAGAGGUAUUAUCACUGCCUUGGUCCAGUUCAGGGAGAGGCUCGUAGAACACAAAAUUUCAAUCUUCGUCAGAAGGGCCGGUCCAAAUUAUCAUGAAGGUUUGAGAAGAAUGCGCGAAGUUGGACAAACUUUGGGUAUUUCUCUGUAUGUUUUUGGCCCGGAAACCCACAUGACUGCUAUAUGUGGUAUGGCCCUAGGCACUCGUCCCAUUCCCCAAGAAAAUAAUAUUGAAACUGCAACGGCAAAUUUCGCACUACCUAGCGGAGAAAAAGAACCAAAUACGCAACGUCUGACUUCCAAUAAAGAUGUUCCGACACCUUCUGUCGCCUUCAGUGUAAAUCCAAAAGGAGACGCAAUAACAUCCAUGUUCACUAAGUCUACGAAAGCCAUCAUUUGGGGUAUGCAAAAUCGAGCAAUACAAAGUAUGUUGGACUUUGACUUUGUCUGCACCAGAAAUGAACCAAGUGUUGCCGCCAUCAUCUACCCCUUUACCGGAGAUCACAAGCAAAAUUUCUAUUGGGGUCACAAGGAAAUCCUCAUUCCCGUUUAUAAGCAUAUGAAAGAUGCUAUGAACAAACAUCCAGACGCCGACGUUUUGGUGAAUUUUGCUUCACUCCGCUCUGCUUACUCAAGUACGGUUGAAACCCUGCAGUUCCCCCAGAUCAGAACCAUUGCCAUAAUUGCAGAAGGUAUUCCAGAAAAUUACACGAGAAAACUUAUCAAAUUAGCGAACGAGAAGAAAGUAUCUAUAAUCGGACCAGCAACUGUUGGUGGAGUCAAACCAGGGUGUUUCAAAAUCGGUAACACUGGCGGUAUGAUGGAUAACAUUUUGCAUUCUAAGUUAUAUAGACCUGGAAGUGUGGCAUAUGUAUCCAGGUCUGGAGGUAUGUCCAACGAGUUGAACAACAUUAUGUCCAAGGCAACUGAUGGUGUAUAUGAAGGAGUUGCAAUUGGUGGAGAAAGAUGGUCUCAAUUUGAUUGGGAAGAUAGACUUAUAUAUUACAGUAAUACCUUGAAAAUGGAGUUAACAAUUUUUAUAUUUCACAAUAACGAACAAUAAAAUUAGAACUUUCUCAAUUUUUUCUUCCUAUCAUAUAUUCUAGGAGAUAAUUCAGAAGAUUAUUUUCAUUUGCUUGGUUCCUUGUAUUCAACCAAUUCGAAUGUAACAAAUAGUGUUUCUAAAUGUAUUUAUAUCCAUUAUCUCAAAAUGAUGUUACCUUUUACUCAUCCAUGUAAGUCACAUUUAUGUAAGUCACAUGCUAUUUUGCUAUUUAACAGUUUAGGGAGAUCUAGUUAUGAACGUCAAUUACAUCAUAUAUCAACAGAAAUAUUUCUUUUUCGUAAAAUUUAUUCUCUUUCAGGUAUGCCAAUAUCUGAUGUCCUUCAAAAGAACGUUGGCAUUGGUGGUGUGAUCUCUCUUCUGUGGUUCCAAAGGUGUUUGCCGCCUUAUGCUUGCAAAUUCUUUGAAAUGUGUCUUAUGGUUACAGCCGAUCAUGGUCCAGCAGUAUCUGGAGCACAUAAUACAAUCGUAUGUGCAAGAGCUGGUAAAGAUUUGGUUUCAAGCGUAGUGUCUGGUCUAUUGACUAUUGGAGAUAGAUUCGGAGGUGCGCUUGAUGGAGCUGCCAAGCAGUUCAGUGAGGCUUAUGAAAAAGGUAUGCAACCCGCAGAGUUCGUUAACCAAAUGAGAAACAAAGGAGAACUUAUUAUGGGUAUAGGCCACAGAGUCAAGUCCAUCAAUAAUCCAGAUCAGCGUGUGAAAAUAAUUAAAGAAUUUGUCAUGUCUAACUUUCCCGCUACUCCACAUACGCAGUAUGCCCUAGAAGUUGAAAAAAUUACAACGAGCAAGAAACCCAAUCUCAUUCUGAAUGUAGAUGGAGUUAUUGCCGCCGCUUUUGUAGAUAUGCUGAAAAAUUGUGGUAGUUUCACAAGCGAAGAAGCUCAAGAGUAUAUCGACAUUGGAGCAAUCAAUUCGCUCUUUGUUUUGGGCAGGUCAAUAGGUUUCAUUGGGCAUUUCAUGGACCAGAAGAGGCUGAAACAGGGGAUGUACAGGCAUCCAUGGGAUGAUAUUUCAUAUGUACUACCAGAACAAUAUAACAACGAUAACUAGAUGGAUUAUAAUAGAUUUGACUAUUUCACAAACAACAGCAGCACUUAUUUUUCAUAGAGACUUUAUAUAGUUAAGAGUAGAAUGUAUGAAAUUUUGAUUGGUUGUAUCGAAAUUGGGACAUAUGCACUUUCCAUACCCAUUUCCACGAUGAAAACUAAUGAACUUACUUGUAUGAGAAUGAUAUUCUCUAAUUUAUUAAUUUGAAAAUUGAAAUUUAUAUUUAUUAACCAAUUAUUUUCUAGUGUUUAAUUUAAAGUGAUGUCAGGCAUAAUUUUCAAGAGAUCGGCUAUUUUAUCUAUCUUGCUUCUACAUGAGUUCUAAAUUUAUGUGUGUUGUAUUAUCUGAAUGAAGUGAUUUGAAAUUGUUCAAUUAACUCAUGGUUGGACCUAAAUUUCAGGGAAAAUGUUGAAUACAAUUUUUGUAUACCUAAUUAUAAUAAAUAAUAAUAAAUAAACUUCAUUAUCAAAAACA